AUGGACGUCAACGUGAAGACAUUGACAAAUUCCGAGGUGGUAAAGGCAGAUUCAGAGGCAAAGGAAACGGCUUCUUGGGACUCGUGUUUGGGACGCAUUCGCGACAGCAUCCCGCUCAACUACCGCACUGAACUCAUUCAAGUUCUCAAGCUCGCGGGACCGGUGCCUUCUCUGCCACACCUUCAUGCACUCCUGAAAGGACUCUUCCGGAAUCUUGACGUCAUCCACGUCUUCCAAAGCGGUCCCCUUGAUGACCCCUUUGAAUUUAAGAAAGAGGGAGAAAAUCACACAGCGUCAGAUCGGGUCAUUUCCCAGAUGAUGAUCUUCAUGAUCAGUAUCGUCAGCACGGUGUUCUGUGGGCAUCUGGGUAAAACAGAACUUGCAGCUGUAUCAUUAUCAAUUGCCGUGGUUAAUGUGACUGGUCUUUCCAUUGGGACUGGAUUGUCAUUAACUUGUGAUACCCUCAUUUCUCAGACCUUUGGGAGCGGAAACCUGAAGCGUGUGGGGGUGAUCCUCCAGAGGGGGGUUCUGAUUCUACUGCUGGCUUGUUUCCCCUGCUGGGCUGUUCUCAUCAACACUGAACCGCUUCUACUCGUUGCCAAACAGAGCCCAGAGGUGGCCAGUCUGUCGCAACUUUAUGUGAAGAUCGCCAUGCCUUCUCUGCCGGCAGCAUUCAUGUACCAACUGCAAGGGAGAUAUCUUCAAAAUCAGGGAAUUAUUUGGCCACAGGUCAUAACUGGUGUAAUUGGAAACAUCUUAAAUGCAUUAAUCAAUUACAUCUUCCUCCAUCUUCUGCAUUUGGGAGUUGCUGGCUCUGCUGCAGCAAAUUCAAUCUCACAGUACGUGUUGGCUGUGGUCUUAUUUGUUUAUAUUAACUUGAAGGGGUUGCACAAGGCCACAUGGGGAGGCUGGUCACUAGACUGUUUAAAAGAGUGGGGACCCUUUAUCAAGCUGGCCAUCCCGAGCAUGCUCAUGCUUUGUCUGGAGUGGUGGCUGUUUGAAGUGGGAGGAUUCAUUGCUGGUAUAAUUAGUGAAGCUGAGCUGGGAGCCCAGUCCAUUGCAUAUCAGCUGACAGUUGUAGCUUACAUGUUCCCACUUGGAAUUUCUGCUGCUGCUAGUGUUCGAGUAGGGAAUGCUCUUGGUGCAGGAAACUUUGAGCAAGCUAAGAUAUCUAGCAAAGUUUCCAUCAUCUGUGCAUUCAUAGUGGCCUGUUUUGUUGGAACAAGCAUCACCCUUUCCAGGAAUGUAAUCGGCUACAUUUUCACCACAGAAAAAGACAUUUUGGGAAGGGCUGCUGAUGUCUUGAUUAUUUUCGUCUUCAUGCAUCUUUCUGAUGCUGUCGCGGGUGUCAGUGGAGGUGUCAUCCGAGGGGUUGGAAGACCAAAGGUCGGUGCUCUGUGUAACCUGGUGGGACACUACUUCAUUGGCUUUCCCAUUGGUGUGUCCUUAACCUUUGCAGCACAAAUGGGUAUCGUUGGACUUUGGACAGGACUUACCAUCUGUGUGUUAAUGCAGGCCAUUUUCUUCCUGGUAUAUUUGUACAAACUUGAUUGGAAAAAGGCUGCCGAAGAGGCUAAAAUUAGAGCAGGGGUCCAGGUCACUUUUGAAGACAUGAUCAAGAUGGAAGAUUGCAAGUCAGACUCAAAAACCAACCAGGCCCCGGUUCUUGCCACUACACCCAGGCUUGAGAGCGCUGCACAGGACCAAGACAUUCCAGACCAGUAUGAAACUGCGACCACCAUCGUCGGAGAUACUCUCACAUUAACACAGCUGCUCUUACAGCGUGGCUUAGUUUUACUUUCCUUGGUUGUCAUCUUUGUAGCUGGACUCUUUGCCAGUCACUUCCUUGUCAAACUGCUGCAAUGAGUCUUGGGUUGGUUUGUAACUAACCGUCAUCAAGUGAACACUGGAGUAGCCAACAGUGGUGAAAGAGCAAAGUUCCUCAUUAGUUGCUCUAAUAUAAAGUAAUCGCUUAUGUCUUGAGUAAAAUCAUCACGAUGAGACCCACUGUCAUAA
Phycodurus eques (leafy seadragon) is the source of this 2016-nucleotide messenger RNA. Its product is annotated as multidrug and toxin extrusion protein 1-like. The record is from RefSeq and is a predicted model, not a curated record. The transcript has 17 exons. Bases 1 to 1866 code for a protein of 621 amino acids. Gene Ontology annotation, biological process: xenobiotic detoxification by transmembrane export across the plasma membrane. NCBI's taxonomy places the organism in Eukaryota, Metazoa, Chordata, Actinopteri, Syngnathiformes, Syngnathidae. Gene Ontology annotation, cellular component: membrane. Gene Ontology annotation, molecular function: xenobiotic transmembrane transporter activity; antiporter activity.